Trichoplusia ni (cabbage looper) is the source of this 1626-nucleotide messenger RNA. RefSeq names its product sucrose-6-phosphate hydrolase-like. Gene Ontology annotation, molecular function: beta-fructofuranosidase activity. Gene Ontology annotation, cellular component: cytoplasm. The coding region runs from base 18 to 1481 and encodes 487 amino acids. NCBI's taxonomy places the organism in Eukaryota, Metazoa, Arthropoda, Insecta, Lepidoptera, Noctuidae. Gene Ontology annotation, biological process: carbohydrate metabolic process. The record is from RefSeq and is a predicted model, not a curated record. The transcript has a single exon.
GAUGAUACCAAUCAAUCAUGAUUUCGAUAAAAACGUUCGUGGUGUUCCUAAGUGUGGUGGGAACCGUGUAUCUUAAAUCUGUAAAGCAGAGCGAUGCGAUAGAAGAAGUAGAGAGAUACAUUGCAGAGAAAAAGGCCGAAAUCAACCCCCGGUACAGACUACAGUACCAUGUGGCACCCCCAGUAGGUUGGAUGAAUGAUCCUAAUGGAUUUUCAUACUUUAGGGGGGAGUACCAUCUAUUCUACCAAUUUUACCCCUAUGACAGUCAGUGGGGACCCAUGCACUGGGGACAUGUAUCGAGCCCUAAUCUAGUGGACUGGAAACAAUUACCCACGGCGCUCGUGCCUGAAGAAGAAAUGUGUUUCUCCGGCAGUGCUGUUGUUAAAGACGACACCAUGAUACUAAUGUACACGGGACGUCUAACAACUGACGUGGAACCGUUUUUCAAUGAGACACAAUAUUUGGCAUUCAGUGAUGACGGUGUAGUUUUCCACAAAUACGAAGGAAAUCCUGUUCUAUCGUUUACGCCCAACGGAUCUCCCGACUUCAGAGAUCCAAAAGUAUGGAAGCAUGAAGGCUACUGGUAUGUUGUUAUAGGAAGUAAGACUCUAGAUGAAAGGGGAAGAGUAUUGCUCUACAGAUCUCCAGAUAUGGUUAACUGGGAAUUUUUAAGUAUUAUAGGGGAAUCUACAGGCGGAAUGGGAUACAUGUGGGAGUGUCCAGACUUUUUCGAGAUUAAAGGAAAACAUAUCUUGCUUAUGUCACCGCAAGGAAUUGAGCCGCAAGGCGACAGAUAUAAAAAUACCCACCAGACAGGUUAUAUAAUUGGAAGUUUUAAUUAUGAAACUUAUGAAUUUGUGCCAGAAAGUGAUUUCCAAGAAAUUGAUUUUGGUCAUGACUUUUACGCUACACAGACCACUGAGGUGGAUGGAAAACGGAUUUUGAUAGCAUGGUUUGGAAUGUGGGAUGUCCCUUACCCCGAGGAUGUGGACGGCUGGGCAGGAGCAAUGACGAUCUUUAGAGAGCUUGACCUGGUAGCUAAUCGUGUAACCAUGAAACCCGUAGAGGCGAUGACAGACCUAAGGACGGAGACUUUGUUUGAAGGAGAAUUUUCAGAAGACGGUAUAAUAGAGUUCGGAAAGACAGGAGAAUUAAUUGUCAAAGGGGAUUUAAGUAAAAAUAUUGAAUUGGAGAUUAAGGGUAGCAACGGUGGCGGACAGGUCAUAGUUCGGUGGGAUACAGCAGUACGGAAAGUAGUUGUGGACAGGGAAGGGGACGUGCGACAGGUGGAGUGGCUGCCUCUUAAGUCCGAAAGCUGGAGGAUCUUCCUGGAUUCUAGUUCCUUGGAACUGUUCUGUGGAGAAGGUGAAGUUGUGUUCAGUACGAGGGUAUACCCUGAUGGUGAUUGGUACGUUACUAAUCGCAGUCCCCAAGCCCUAGACACUGUAGCCUAUAAAUUAAGAAGAAGUGUUCCUGAGUAGAAAUUGGAGUGAGACAGAAACUGUUCUUUAACGUGUUGUGAUAUUUGGUUUAAUUUUCAAUUUAGAGACAAUUUUCGGUUAAGUUUAGGUUAAAACUAGACAUCUAAAGUAUGAUAUGCACUCUAAUAAAUUAUGUUUUACACGG